This is a messenger RNA of Acyrthosiphon pisum (pea aphid), 738 nucleotides long. RefSeq lists its product as uncharacterized. Lineage: Eukaryota; Metazoa; Arthropoda; Insecta; Hemiptera; Aphididae. The transcript has a single exon. The record is from RefSeq and is a predicted model, not a curated record. The coding region runs from base 1 to 738 and encodes 245 amino acids.
AUGGCCAUCGAUCAAUCAACACAAUGCAUCACAUUGCGGGCCGAUUUCUGUAGGAUCACGGCUACCGCAGAUGAGUUAAUUGCCAAAGUCUUCCCGAAUCUGCCACAAAAUUACAGAAAUCUUCAGUGGCUCGGUGCCUGGGCCAUAUUAGCAGCCAAAAACAUCGAUGUGAAUGCAAUCAAUUUCAGAAUUCAAAACAAAAUUCCAGGCGAUUUGACAACUUACAAGUCCAUAGAUACUGUAACGAAUCAAGACGAAGUAGUCAAUUAUCCAACUGAGUUCUUAAAUUCGCUUGAUUUGCCAGGCAUGCCACCGCACGUUCUAUCGUUAAAAAUUGGCGUUCCCAUCAUUCUUCUACGAAACAUCAAUCCACCACGACUCUGUAAUGGUACCAGGCUUUCGGUAAAGAAAUUGAUGAACAACAUUAUCGAAGCUACAAUUUUAAACGGAAAGUUUAAAAGCGAAAAUGUAAUGUUGCCUCGAAUCCCAAUGGUUCCUACAGAUUUGCCCUUCACAUUCAAACGUUUGCAGUAUCCGGUGCGAAUCGCUUUUGCAAUGACCAUCAACAUAGCACAGGGCCAAUCGCUACAAGUGUGUGGACUGAAUUUGGAAAAUCCAUGCUUCUCACAUGGACAGCUGUAUGUUGCCUGCUCCCGCGUCGGAAGACCGGCUGAUUUAUUUGUGUACGCACCAGACGGUAAAACGAAAAAUAUUGUAUAUCCAAAAGCACUUCUGUAG